AUGUUGGCUACACCAGUAACCCUGCCAUCGACUUUACCUCCGUCAUCGUCCACGCCUUCUCCUCAUCAGCAGACGAACGCUUACCAUUCCUCUCGGCCAUCCACGUCGUCCCUUCCUCGAUCGUAUAAACGAGCAAAGUCGACUCCGUCACCUCACUCCCCGUCUUUCCCUACUCUCCCAAUCAGCUCAGAGUCUGGUGGACAAGCAGGACCUUCGCGGUCGAAACCCAGAGCAACAGUAGCCAGAAGAUUAGUAGAACCUUCACCGCAUUCUUGGAGAUCCGAUGCAAGCAGACGGCGAGAGAUGUCGGUCCCUCUAUUAUCGCAAGAGUUAUCCCAUUUUUCUUUGUCCCAUUCCUCUCCUCCGGAGAUGUGUUGUGAAGCGGAUUCAAUUACGCCGCCGAUCACAGCUCAACGCUUCUUCGCUUCUCCACCUCAAGGCUCGCGCACACCACGAUCAAGGAGCCAUAUUGGACCAUCGAAAACACCCGUUUUGGCAGCCUUACCUAAAGAUCACACGUAUCCAUCUACGGCUCCUCUUCCCCAGCUGUCUUCCCUUCUUGGCAGUCCCUUCUCGACCAAAACCGCAAGGGGGAGAUAUGUAUAUCAUAAUGUGUCUCCUUCUCAACAAGCUACAAAAGCAACUAUGACUGAGAGAAUUGGUCUCGGACGCGAGUCAUUUGAUGAACCAGGUUUAGAAUGGCUUGAAAGUACGGAAGGGUUACCGGUGCAAACCCGGAGAGGAUCGAGAGAAGCCAAGCUGCCUUUGUUGGAUGGAUUGCCACACCCACCUUCAAGCAGGAUGAGAAGAGGAACCAACGGGUCCACAUCUUCGAUGGACGAACUCAGUGGGAGUGGUGCAAGUACAGCUUCACUUCUUUCUCUCGCUAGAAGUUCUAUGGAUCAUCAUUCAAGACCAAACAUCAUCACUGUUUGGGAUGAAGAGUCUCACGGUUUGGAAGAAGAGGAAGAGGAAUCUUCAAGGACUAGUAGACAGUUAUUCGCUAAAUCCGAUUCGAACCUUUCUCUUCAUAUGCCGACGAAAGUGAACAGAGCCUCUGUUCGGCCGUUUUCACUUCAUACGAAAAAAGCGGCUCAUUCAGCAGUUCCUCAGACAAUAAGAGAACCGUUUUCAAGAACCAUGAGCCUACCAGAAUCACCUAUCCCACAGUCAUCCUGCAAGGACGACAUCCAUCCUUCACCAGAAAAACCAAUUCGAUCGCCCCUCUCUGGGUUCCUGCCUCGUCUGCUUUCGUCCAAAAAGAAAAACUCCCAAACAUUCCGUAAAGUAUCGCCAGGAACAAGACUGAGAGAAGAUGAGGACAUCAUGACGGACACAGAGGACUCUACCUCCUUGAAAGGCAGUUUGCGAGGGAAGACCAAAAAUUUAUGGGACAAGACAAAGGCGCUCUCUUCGCGAAAUGCGAUGGAAGGAGGUGAUCACGAGCCCUCAUUGGGAGUGGGGAUAGGCUUGGGUAUUCGAAGAGGCCCAUUCGGCAGCUCUCUUCGAGCUGGCACAGAGAAAUGUGUCGAUCUAGCUCGAUCAUUGUCAAGUGACUCAACAGGAUCGAUCGAGACUUCCCCUUCUCGACCGCUAUCAAACCGUGGAUCAACCAGUCUGUUAGUCAAACCCACUUUACCUUCUUCUCCUUCUUCAGCAGCGUUGUCAGUGAAACCUCAAAGUAAAUCUGCUUUCCUCGCCAGACGCAAAUCAGUCAACGGUCAACUACCAAAUUCCACCGCUGGAUCUCCUGCUACUGCCUCAGCUAAUGCAUCUCGUCCAGCUAAAGCGAGACCACUUCUGCGAAGAGGGAUCACCGCACCAGCUCACAGUCCUUACAAUGCAUCGCUUUUGUCUGCGGACUCAGCAUUUCAUACACCCACCCAUGUUCUUUUUGGUGAUGUUAGACCUUCUCCAUCUGCCUUUGCAUCUACAGGUUUGGUUAAGAAGAAAUCCGGUAUCCAUGGGAUCCAAAUUCCUAAAUUCGGAGGGGUUGAUAGCGAGCCUGUAGGUGAGAUUAAGAGGGAUCAAGCUGCUGCUCAACACGGAAUGACAAGAACUAUCGAACCCCCAAGUCCCGUCUCACCCAUCAAGCCUUUCAGAUUUACGAGACCAGCUAUCAACACCUCUUUGGCCAGGACUGGUAGUUCUUCUACGUCUACCAGUAAUAGCACCAUUACAAGUACCGUUACGACCAACAGCAGUAACGCUGCAUAUAUACAAGCCGCUCAGAAGACAAGGGGUUUACGAAGGAAGGGAAGUCAGAUGUUCACUGCGAGUGGCUCAAUUGGCAGCAUGGAUAUGAUGAGAUCAGACAGUAAUAGGUCAGCCAGGGGAGCAAUCAGUCCUUCAACACCUACUAAACCGGGAUUGCAAAUCACUCCGAUUGGACUUGGAGUCACUACACCUUCUCCCAUCGGCCAACACCAUCUGUAUCCAUUCGCUUCAUCCAGCGGACUGAUCUCAACUCCACCGCAUUCUAGUAUAUAUGCCCCAUCAGAACCCAUCGAGCCAUCUUCGCUCGAGAAAUAUCGUAACAUGCCAGCUCGAAUCCGGCAAAUAUCCAACUCUCAUGCUUCUGAAAGAGGACCGAUAGCUCGAGCUUCCAAUCCCAUGCUUGCGACAGCUUUCAAGGCUUCCGCCUCCAUUCAUACGGUGGUCGAAACUCGGGGACAAGGUCAAAUGCCCUCCUUAAACUUGUUCAACGAAAAUUCAAGAUCUGCUCAUAAUACAGGGGUAGCAAAGACUCGACUUGAUAAAGAUUUCACGGUUGUCCAAGCAUUGGGCAGCGGUGCAUUUUCUCAAGUUCUCGAAGUUUGCGAGAAAUCAAGUGGAAAGCUCUAUGCUGUGAAAGCAGGAAAACCAUAUACCGGAGCUAAAAAUCGCUUAAGACAGUUAGAGGAAGUAUCCAUCUUACGUCAACUGUCUCUUUCACCUCAUCCAAAUGUUGUUGCAUACAUUGAUUCUUGGGAAACUCGCUCAAGAUUGUAUAUUCGAACGACUUUGAGUGAAUGUGGAGAUCUAUCUAAAUUCUUAGGAUUACUAGGUGAUUUUGGUGGAUUAGGUGAAGAUCGAGUUUGGAAGAGUUUGGUUGAAUUAUCUUCAGGGUUGUCACAUAUCCAUCAAAAUAACUUCUUACACUUGGAUAUCAAACCUUCCAAUAUCCUUAUCAAUCGAGAUGGUGGUUUGGUAAUUGCAGAUUUGGGUAUGGCAGUGAUAUGUUCUCCUGAUUCAGAAGGUAAAGUCUUGGGUGGAUUAAGUCCUGCCCUGCCUGGUAAAGAUGACAACGGUGAAUUUGUUUGGACGAACACGCAAAACAAUGAUACGCCAAGAGAAGAAAAGUCUUUGAUGGAUAUCAUACCCAGUCCUAUCUUAGAUAGAGAAGUUGAGGGUGAUAGAGAAUACCUAUGUCCUGAAGCUCUGAAUGACGAUAAGAACAAUAUCGGUAAAGGAGCCGAUAUAUUUUCUCUAGGAAUGGUCAUUCUUGAGUCUGCAGUCAACGUUGUAUUACCGAGCAAUGGAGAGGGAUGGAUCAAACUUCGUAAUAACGAUUUUUCCGAUCUGGAUGAACAUUAUCGACUCCGAUCUACACCUACAACAUAUAAGAACAAUCAAGAAGCCCACAACAAUGAUGGAGAUCCUACGAUACCCUCAAUCUCAAAUGAAAUGAUACUAGUGAUCAAAGGAAUGAUGCAAGCUGACCCUUCAAGAAGAUGGACAUUAAAUGAUAUAUGGAAUAACAAAGUCGUCAAGAAGAUCAUGGCUAAAGAAAGAGGUAAAGCUCUUGUAGAGGAGGGGAGCCGUUGGUUAGAAGAGAUUCUCAGAGCUUAG
Kwoniella shivajii is the source of this 3831-nucleotide messenger RNA. RefSeq lists its product as uncharacterized. The record is from RefSeq and is a predicted model, not a curated record. NCBI's taxonomy places the organism in Eukaryota, Fungi, Basidiomycota, Tremellomycetes, Tremellales, Cryptococcaceae. Gene Ontology annotation, molecular function: ATP binding; protein tyrosine kinase activity. The transcript has 4 exons. Gene Ontology annotation, biological process: protein phosphorylation; negative regulation of G2/MI transition of meiotic cell cycle. The coding region runs from base 1 to 3831 and encodes 1276 amino acids. Gene Ontology annotation, cellular component: cytoplasm; nucleus.